This is a messenger RNA of Pedinophyceae sp. YPF-701, 2859 nucleotides long. The record is from the annotation of a GenBank genome assembly. NCBI's taxonomy places the organism in Eukaryota, Viridiplantae, Chlorophyta, Pedinophyceae.
AUGGCCACGCCGCAUCCAGACCUCGUUCCGCCCCGCGCGCGCUGCCGGCAUGGUCGCUCGUGCUGCACGCCGCCGGAACAUGUCACGCAUGUCUGUCGGGCCAGGGUGGUUCACCGCCAGGGCCGCUCGGUAGCCAGUUUUGGAGCCCCCGUCACUGGGCGGCCCACUCCCGCGUCCUCGCAGGCGCAGCACAUGAAGGCGUGCGGCCGUUUGGGCUGCCCGAGCUUGAGCCCGAAUCCGGCCAGCACGUGCGAGGCGUGCGGCUGGGAGUUCUUCGCUCCCAGGCGCCGGGUCCCGGCCCCCGCUGCGCAGCGCCUGGCGGCACAGGCGGCGACGCUGGCCCGCAUGCUGCGCGCGGUGUCGUCGCACGAGCGCCUGGCGACCCUGCCGUUCUCGCCCUCGAGUCUCAGCGUGGCGAAGCCCGUGUUGAUAGCGAGACGGCUGCUGGAGGGCGUCCAAGGCGCUCGCCGGCGCUCCCGGUUCUCGCUGCGCGACGCGGUGGGGCUCGUGCGCCACCAGCGCGACGGGACGAUUCUUCACGUCCCCGGCGACGACGAAGCUGUCGCAAGGUACCUCGCGCGCCACGCCGCGAUCGUGCGGGCGGUGUUCGAGGUGCGCGGCGUACCCGGCGACGCGCCCCUGGUCAAGGCGCUCGAGGACUUUGCGCGGGAGCGCGGCAUCAGGACGGACACAUUGCUGCCGCUGCGGCGUGGCGCUUCAGCGCGGAGCUGGGACGGCCCGCGGCUGCCGGGGACGCGGGUGGUGCGCGACAUCAUGGACGGCCAUCUGUGCCGACUGGACCUGGUGGGCUGCGCGCGUGGCGGGGGCGGGGCCGCAGCCGGCGGCGCGAUGGUCGAUCCACUGCCGGGGUCGCCGUCGGCGGGCGCGGCGCCUCCGCGCGACGUUCCCGCCGUGCCGCGCACACGUCGCGACGGAGUCGCGUCGACAGGAGGUGCGGGGGCCGGGCGGGACCUGAAGGCCAGCUGCGGCGCCGCGGUGCGGUGUCGUGCGCCGCGCACGGACGGCAGCGGCGGCCGGGAGCACGUCGUCGGCGUCGUGCAGUGCAUGUGGCGGGAGGACGCUGGCGGGGACGCGGGCGGGGAGGGCGCGAGGCCCGGAGCUGGCGCAGGAGGUCGCACGAUGGCGCAGCUUCGUCGUCUCGUGCGCGGAGAGGAGACGGUCCUCAGGGGCGCGGCGGCGUCGGACGAGGUGUUCCUCACCCAGGAUGUGGUGACGGUCUGCCUGGACGACAACGUGGAGCUGCUUCGUCUGGCGCGGGGCCCCGACUGGGCGAUGGCGGCGUCGCGGCCGCGCCGCCGCCAGGGCGCCGUGGUGCGGCGCACGCGGCAGGCGCUGCGCCUGCGCUACGCGUACGUCGCCCGCUGCGGCGCGUUCCAGGACCUGCCGACGCGCGACGACAUGCGGUUCGGGGAGAGGCUGCCCCUCCGUGACGAGGACUCGGCCGAACGGCCAGGCGCAGCCCCCCCGGAGGUGCACCUCCGGGACGCAGCGCCGCCCGUCGCCACCGGCAGCACGCCCGGGCGGCUGCGCGCCCUGCACGCGUUCUCGGGCUGCGGAGGGCUGUCCGCGGGCCUCCAGGCGUCCGGGGCCGUGGAGACGCGCUGGGCCAUCGAGCGCGACGCCCCCGCCGCCGCGUCGUUCCAGGCCAACUUCCCGGGCGCGGCCGUGAUCCGGGCGGACUGCGCCGACGUGCUCCGGCGCAUCUGCUCCGUGACCGUCGGCCAGGACCGCCGGCCCGACGGCGACGCCUCCGACGCGACGCCGUGGCAUCUCCUGCCCCGCAGGGGGGAGGUCGACCUGCUCUGCGGCGGCCCGCCGUGCCAGGGGUACUCGCCGCUCAAUCGGCACCCCGACAGCGAGUGCGCGCGUCGCAACAACGCGGCAACCACCCUCUUUCUGUCGCUCUGCGAGGCGCUGGACCCCACAUUCGUCGUCAUGGAGAACGUGCCCGCCCUGGCCGCGCACGCCGACGGUCGCACGCUCGGCAAGGUGCUGCGCGUGUUCGUCGAGCUGGGCUACCAGGUGCGCUUCGGGGUGCUGCCCGCGAGCGCGUACGGCGCCCCCCAGCGCCGCGAGCGGCUGGUGGUGCUGGCGGCGCGCAGCGGCCGGGCGCGGCUCCCCGCGUGGCCCGCCCCGCGCCACGCGUUCCGGUCGGGCGGACUGACCCUCUUCCGCGGCCAGCGCGACAUCGCGUGCACCGCCGUGACCGCCGACGCGGGCCUCGCGGCGCCCUUCACGGUGCGCGACGCCAUCGGCGACCUGCCCGGGGCCCAGGGCGGCGACUACGAGGACGGCCCGAGGAACGCCUUCCAGCAGCUCGCGCGCGAGGGGAGCCAGCGGCUGCGAGACCACGUGUCGCGGUCGCUGGCCCGGGAGGCCCUGGAGGACCAGCUCGCGGAGAUGGGCGACGACACCUCGGGCGACGGCGACGUCGCGGGUCUGCUCGACCUGGUCGACGACGGCGACGACGGCGGCAGCAGCGGGGAGGCCGGGCGGCGCGCGGACCUCGACCGGUUCCGCGUCGACCCCGACGCGCCCGCGCACACCCUCACGACGGACCCGCGCACCUCGGCCACCGUCUGCCGGGUCGUGCACUACGCGCUGGAUCGCAUCCUCACCGUGCGGGAGUACGCGCGGCUGCAGGGCUUCCCGGACACCUUCCGGUUCUGCGGCACCCUGGCGCAGUGCUACCGCCAGGUGGGCAACGCGGUCCCCGUGCCCCUGGCGCGCGCCCUCGGCGCGUGCCUUGGCGUGUGCGCCGCUGCGCGGCUGCGGGCGGCACGCGACGGCGGGAACGCGACAGCGGAUGGCGCCUGCCCUGCGAGACCCGGCCUGUGA